CAAGCGCGAGCGCUAGCGCGGCUGCAGCGGGCAGCAUGGCGAGCACGGCCUCGGAGAUCAUCGCCUUUAUGGUUUCCAUCUCGGGCUGGGUGCUGGUGUCCUCCACGCUGCCCACCGACUACUGGAAGGUGUCCACCAUCGACGGCACGGUCAUCACCACCGCCACCUAUUGGGCCAACCUGUGGAAGACGUGCGUGACCGACUCCACGGGCGUCUCCAACUGCAAGGACUUCCCCUCUAUGCUGGCGCUGGACGGUUAUAUCCAGGCAUGUAGAGGACUUAUGAUUGCCGCUGUCAGUCUGGGCUUUUUUGGUUCCAUAUUUGCCCUGUUUGGAAUGAAGUGUACCAAAGUCGGAGGCUCAGAUAAAGCCAAAGCUAAAAUUGCUUGUUUGGCUGGAAUUGUAUUCAUACUGUCAGGGUUGUGCUCAAUGACCGGUUGUUCCCUCUACGCAAACAAAAUCACAACGGAAUUCUUUGAUCCUCUCUAUGUUGAGCAGAAGUAUGAAUUAGGAGCUGCUCUGUUUAUUGGAUGGGCGGGAGCCUCACUCUGCAUAAUUGGUGGUGUCAUAUUUUGCUUUUCAAUAUCUGACAACAACAAAACACCCAGAAUGGGAUACGCAUACAACGGGGCCACAUCUGUCAUGUCUUCUCGGACGAAAUAUCCUGGCGCAGGAGGAGAUCUUAAAACCACAAACCCUUCAAAACAGUUUGAUAAAAACGCUUAUGUCUGAAAGGAAAACCGCUGCGAGCUGUCUUUACCAUAAAAGUGAACUGUUCACAGAUGAUCCCCGCAAGGCCCUCCUGUAAUUCACACUCAAAACUAUUUUUAAAACAUGAAUUUGGAGAAUUUGCUGAUUGUAUGGAUGUAAAUGUUCUUACACAGUUAUAUACUAAUCAUUUUCUGUUGUGGCUUUCUAUAAGAAAAUAAACAGGUUAUUUACAGGA
Messenger RNA from Prionailurus viverrinus (fishing cat), 945 nucleotides. RefSeq names its product claudin 10 (gene CLDN10). The coding region runs from base 36 to 731 and encodes 231 amino acids. Gene Ontology annotation, biological process: bicellular tight junction assembly; cell adhesion. The record is from RefSeq and is a predicted model, not a curated record. The transcript has 5 exons. NCBI's taxonomy places the organism in Eukaryota, Metazoa, Chordata, Mammalia, Carnivora, Felidae. Gene Ontology annotation, molecular function: structural molecule activity. Gene Ontology annotation, cellular component: bicellular tight junction; plasma membrane.